This is a messenger RNA of Myxocyprinus asiaticus (Chinese sucker), 4485 nucleotides long. RefSeq names its product filamin-A-interacting protein 1. The record is from RefSeq and is a predicted model, not a curated record. Lineage: Eukaryota; Metazoa; Chordata; Actinopteri; Cypriniformes; Catostomidae. Bases 102 to 3584 code for a protein of 1160 amino acids. The transcript has 6 exons.
CUUGAAGGGGUGCUACUUAGAAGAAUUCUGGAGACUCUAACCAGGAGCAUAUCUCCAUUUAGGGAGAAUCUGUGAGACUUAGGGACCUUUGAGGGAGGAGAAUGAGGUCCACAGGCAAUACAGUAGAUAGCCCAGCUAAUGAAGAUCUCGUCAUCACACAAACUUCACAUGACAUCAAAGAGGAAGAAGAGGGGGAAAUACUAGAUAGGGUUAAACAAACAAAUGAUGAAGAAAAGAUUGGGCCAAAUAAUGAUGAUAAAGCAACACAGAAUGAUGACCAAAUGUUUGGGCUGAUAGAUCUGUCCAAAAAUGACCUUCUGAAACUGCUUGGGAUCAUGGAAGGAGAGAUUCAGGCACAAGAAGAUGUGAUCCAUUUGCUGAGGUCUGCACUGUUGAGUCGACCGGUGGAGCUAGAGUCUCGUUAUGGCUCAGCAAGGCCCACAAGACCCCUGCAGGCCCUGCUGGGAGACGGCAUGCUCAACAAGAACCACACACACCACGACAAUGUGUAUGAGAAGCCUAUGGCAGAGCUGGACAGAUUACAGGAUAAACACAGGGAGUCAUACUGCCGCAUGCUGGAACAACUGCUGCUGGCAGAGAAAAGCCACCGACGCACCGUCCAUGAGCUAGACACUGAGAAACGUAAACACGUGGACUAUAUGAACAAGAGUGAUGAUUUCACCAACCUACUGGAGCAGGAACGAGAGAGGUUAAAGAUAUUGCUAAAACAAGAGAAAGCAUACCAAAUGCGAAAGGAAAAAGAAUUUACUAAGUGCAUGCAAAGAACCUCUGGAGAGCUGGUUAAGUUGAAGUCAUUUGCAACGAUGAUGGUUGAUGAGCGAGAACUCCACUUAGAAAAGAUUGACAAACUGAGCAACAAAAUACAGGAUCUUCUUCAAAAACUCCAGGAAAAAGAGCAGAAACUCAGUGAGUCAGAGAGAAAAGCAAAGGAGGACAGCCAGAAGAUCCUGGAUCUUGAGGUUGAGUUGGAGGUAAGAACUUCCAGGUUUGCAAAAGAGCAAGAAGUGAUGGCUGCAAAACUGUCCAGUCAGGAAUCUCAACAUAAACAGCUGUCCCAGAAACAGAUGGAAUUGUCAUGCAGACUCCAGGAGUUAAAGGAGAUAAAUGAAGUUCUUCAGAAAUCAGCAGAGGAGCUCCAGGAGUUGAGAGACAAGAUUAGUAAGGGCGAGUGUGGCAACUCAAACCUGAUGGCAGAACUUGAGACUUUACGCAAGAGAAUUCUGGAAAUGGAAGGCAAGGACGAAGAGAUCACCAAAACUGAGAACAAGUGCAAUGAGUUGAAGAAGAAACUUCAUGCUGAGGAGACUCACAAUAAGGAGCUGAGGCUGGAGGUGGAAAAACUGCAACAGAAAAUGACACAAUUGGAAAAACAAGAUAUGACCUUCAAUAUGGGCAGGACAGAAUAUGCCCAGUUGCAGGCAGCUUUGGAGAAAGAAAAAAGCCUGUCAAAAGACUUGACUGAUGAACUAGUGAUGGUUAAAAUCCGUAUGAAAGAGCUCGAGUCACCUGAGCUGAAACUGGAAAAGGAUGAACUGGAUUUAAAAGAGGAUCUUAUGAAACUCAAAUCAGUCACUGUAAUAAUGGUUAAUGAGCACAAUAACAUGGCAGACAGAAUUAGGUCAGAGGAAAAGAAGAAAGAGGAACUGAACAAACUGUAUAAGGCAGAGCAGGAGAAAGUUAUGGAGGUUACUGAGAGGCUGAUAGAGGAGAGCAGGAAACGUCUGAAACAAAAAUCAGAGAUGGAGUUGAAGAUAUCUGCCCUUGUCAAGGAGAAAGAUGAGAUGAAAGGAAAGUUUACCAAAGCAGAAGAGAAGUAUAACGAUCUGAGCACCAUGGUUGGCAUGAUAGAGCACAGUACUAAUGGAAUGAAAGAAGCAUAUGCACAAGAUGAAAAUAAAGUUAAGGAGCUGACUUUGGAGGUUGAAUGGUUGAAGAACCGCCUCCAACAGUUUGAAGUUCUUGAGGGUGACCUGAUCAAAUCAGAGGACAAGUUUGAGCAAGAAAGGGCUAAUUUUCUCUCACAGCAAGUGAAGGAAAUAAGAGGUCAAAUUGCGUUAAAUAAGGCAAUAGAGCAAGGUCAGGAGGCUGAACUACGAAAUCGCUUCUUGAUGGAGGAGGCUAAAUCUAGAGACCUUCAAGCAGAUGUGCAAGCCCUGAAGGAGAAAAUUCAUGAACUCAUGAACAAAGAAGACAAGCUUUCCCAGCUACAGGUGGAUCACACCAUGCUUCAACAAAGGUUCCUGGAAGAGGAGGACAAGAAAAAGAGCAUAAGCAAUGAAGUUCUAAACCUCACCAAAGAACUUGAGGUCACCAAGCGAUACAGCCGCACCCUGCGGCCAUGCACCAACAGAACCCGAAUGAUGGAUGUUCCAAUGACAUCAACUGGAGUACAGACUGAUUUGAUUGAAAACAGGACAGCUGACAAUGACACUACUGCUGCAUUCAUCAAGAAAUCUGUUCAAGAGGAGAAUCGUAUCAUGAGUAGUCUUCAUCAGAGGAGUUUAAAGAAGUCAGCACAGAGACAGACAGUGCAAGAACUCUAUCCGCCAGUCAUUGACUUGACUGUAAAGAAGUCCUGGAUUCCCUGGAUGAAGAAGAAAGACAACAGUGCUUCUGAGAUGUCUUUGGAUUCCAGUGGGGAAGCCACACCUCCUGUUAACAUGUCCCAAAAACAUGGCCAGCCAUUGCACAAUCAAAGUAUCUCAGAUAUUCAGACCACUGAAACAAACUUACAGAUCAGCAGUUCCUCUUCUGAGGGCUUGAUUAAAAAGAGAGAUUCUGCCACACUCUCACAAGACAUUCAGAAGCCUCAGCUAACCAUCAUGCCUGCAAAUGAAAGAACCAAAGAGCCAAAGAAACCAGAAAGAGCUAGAUCCCCUAUGACCAUUGCAUCUAUCUCAAGACUAAAAUGUCCAGAGAUCAUGAGGUCUCCUUCUUUGGACAGAUCUUUAUCACCUGUAUCCAUUGCAUUCAAUGGCAUGUCUGCAUUGUCUCCAGACAGCUCCCCAGAGCCUGUGGACAUGAUAACAGGCAGAGCUGUCUUCAAGGUGACUCCUGAGAAACGAAUGGUCCCCACGCCAAUCAAGAAAUGCAACUCACCUGCUAAUAUCAUCACCACAGAAGACAAUAAGAUUCACAUUCACUUAGGCUCAAAGUUCAAGAAGCCCACUGAAAAUCAUGGCUCAGUCAUCAUGCCCCAAUGUACUCCUGCAUCAUCUGAGAGUAAGGAAGUUUGUACUGGAACUGUGCUACGCUCACCACACAGUGUUACUGCUACCAAAUUAACAGGCAGCAAAGUGACGAACAGCAUCACCAUCAUGAAGGUCACUAAAGCACCAGCCAGACCUACACUCUCAGUGCCCGUUCUGGAUAUCCCAUCGGUGAGAUCAGGGAUCACUCGAAUUCCCAUGUCUCGAGGCAUGAAAACUGGAAAAGCAGUGCUGGGAGCUCUUGGCACCACAGAUGUUAAAAUGGAAACAAAUGCAGAGACCCAGGGCAUGCACAUUGAGCUGAAAAAGUCAACUCUCAGCAAUGGAGCUUUUCAGGGUGGAGGAAAGGGAUGAAAGGACCGAGCAAAUAACACCAAGUUUACAUUUAAGUCUCCUGCCAAAGAAAAUAAAUUAUCUUUGAUUGCCAGUUUCUGCAAAUGUAAUGUAAUGUGCAGAUGAAGAUUUUGCUUGCCUUCCAGACAGUGGAGGAAACAUGCCAAAGUUGUUGCCUUUACAGCAGGAACAUGUCAGUUAGUGGCAACCAAGAGGUUAGGGCUGGUUAUCAUGAGCAGUUAGCCCCUAGAUGGUGUGACUACAUGAUUAUGCUGGCAAAAAGCCUGCUUCUUCAUUGACAGCUAUUCAAGUGUAGCUGUGUAGUCUUUUUUUUUUUUUUUUUGCAAGCAACAAAUCAGUCCAUUUUUUAAAAGGGCUCUUAAAAGCGUGACGCAGACUUAUAUUUCUCACUGUCUGCUGCAUUUAACGUCACAAGAUUGUUACUACCUGCGAAGGGCUAGGGACUAUGGACUAUCCUUGUGAUGCCAUCAGCCAAUCAACGUUGUUGGAACUUAAUUUUCCUGCAGGUCCAAAGUGAUUACUCACAUGGAAUUUACGGCUCUGGUGAUUGGAUCAAUAAUAAAAAUCUGCAUAUUUUAAAACUGCAUACCAACAAUUUACAACACUUCUUUUCUCAAAUUAAAAAGUAAAUUUACAACACAUACUGUACCUUUUAAAUUAGUAUUGUAAUAGUGUAGAUUAUGAUUUUUAACUGUGUAUAAUUUUAGCAUUAUACCUCUAGAAUGUAGAUAUCAGACAUCAGACCAAGCAUGUCUGUGUGAAAUUCUGUUGUGAAUUGAUAAGUCUCACUGAUAAGUUUUGUAUGUUCUUAUAUGUUUUUAAACCUGAUUACUGAUGCUAAGCAUGACUUGUAAUGAAAUACAUUUUUAAUAUUGUUUUUAAUACAGUAAAUGUGAAAGGU